AUGCACUCAACGUUCUUCUUCCUAGCUUUGUUGACAAGCAAGCUGUCUUUGGCCGCUGACGAGUGCCAGCCUUGGACUUGGAAGCGUGAUGUCGAAGCAGCCGGGGAUAUUGUCUGCCGCUACGACGCAACGACCAGCUCAACUGUCAAUUACUACACUUGCACGGAAAUUUCUUUGCAAUAUUCAAUUUCGGUCGAGAAAUUCUUUUUGUUGAAUCCAGACCUUGAUCGUGACUGUGAAACAAUCAAACCAAACACCACCUAUUGUGUCAGGGGAUACGUUAUGCCACUGGUUACCGAGGACGGUUUCUGCGGGAGCUCUCACGAUAAUACCACAUGCCACUUCACUGACACUCCUUGCUGCAACUCAGAGACCUGGAAAUGUGGUGAUACUAGUGAAGAUUGCCGGCCUGGAACAUGCCAUAACAGCUUCGGGACGUGUGACGAACUUGGGUACUCAACAGACGGCAAGUGCGGGACCAACAAUGACGACCUCAAGUGCACCGGCAAAUGGGGAGAAUGUUGCAACAAUGACGGGUUGUGUGGAAAUGGGACAGACUUCUGCAGCAGCGGCGUGUGCCAGUCUGGCAACUGCGCCAUCGACGCCGUUACUCCGCCUCCAGUGUCGUCGCCUCUGCCAUGGAUUACUGGCACAACACCUGAUGGGACUUGUGGUGGAGCGUUUGGCUAUACUUGCGAUAUUGUUUUUGGCACAUGUUGCAGUUCUCGUGGAAUCUGUGGCGUUCUUGAGGAACAUUGUGGAACCGGCUGGUAA
Colletotrichum gloeosporioides is the source of this 774-nucleotide messenger RNA. RefSeq lists its product as uncharacterized. The coding region runs from base 1 to 774 and encodes 257 amino acids. The transcript has 3 exons. The record is from RefSeq and is a predicted model, not a curated record. Gene Ontology annotation, molecular function: chitin binding. NCBI's taxonomy places the organism in Eukaryota, Fungi, Ascomycota, Sordariomycetes, Glomerellales, Glomerellaceae.